Messenger RNA from Pieris macdunnoughi, 252 nucleotides. The record is from the annotation of a GenBank genome assembly. NCBI's taxonomy places the organism in Eukaryota, Metazoa, Arthropoda, Insecta, Lepidoptera, Pieridae.
AUGGCUGGCAAGGGAAAAGGCAAGAAAAAAGAAAAAAAGGAAAAAGAAGAUGGUGGGGAUAAGAAAAAAGGGAAAAAAGGUGGAGUAAGAGUAAAGAAAGGCAAAGCUAAAGGCAGGUGUAAUGUUGAUAUGCUAACUGAAGCGGCAAUGGAUAACGUGUACUACGCAUGUCAUAAUGUACAAGAAUUAUUACAAGCCAGGGGAUUCCAUCCUCCUGAUUAUAGCAAGAAGAAGAAGAAAGGAAAGCGUUGA